This is a messenger RNA of Sapajus apella (tufted capuchin), 1755 nucleotides long. Its product is annotated as NADH dehydrogenase [ubiquinone] iron-sulfur protein 5-like. The record is from RefSeq and is a predicted model, not a curated record. The transcript has a single exon. The coding region runs from base 1319 to 1639 and encodes 106 amino acids. Gene Ontology annotation, biological process: mitochondrial respiratory chain complex I assembly. Lineage: Eukaryota; Metazoa; Chordata; Mammalia; Primates; Cebidae.
CAAUCUCCUGACCUCAAGUGAUCCACCCGCCUCGGCCUUCCAAAGUUCUACGAUUACAGGUGUGAGCCACCAUACGUGCCCUAACUUGCUUUUAUACAUAUGAGAUGAACUAUUCCAUUGUGAAAUUUAUUUUUUGAAGCUGUUAUAUCAACAUCAUUUUUUUUUCUGGCCUAUAUUUUACUUGUUAUUCUGUAUAUUCUGAUGUCUGCCCUACGAACAUCCUUGAAAAGAUAGUCUUGAACAAAGGCAGUCAGGUGCUUCUUCUCAACAGACGUAAAGAAAUGUGAGAUAUGUAGAGAACUCCGUGCAGUAAAGCAAGAGGCAGAGAGGCUGCAGCUAUUCUGAUAGAUUGCUACACUGUGGAAUUAAGGGUGGCAUUAAUUCUUUUUUUCUCUGCUCUGUUUCCUUCUGUUAGUUACUUCACUACUGUUUCUGGCAUCUGGCAUAAUGCCUCAGUACCUAAUACAGUGCCCUGCAUUGAAGAGUCCUUACUUUUUGAGAAAGUAGAAGGAAGGAAGGAAUUCAGUUUCCUAUUACUGCCAUAACAAAUUACCACAAACUCAGUGGUUUAAAACAACUAUAGUUCUGUAGUUCAGAGGUCUCAACAUGGGGCUCUGUCUACUAAAAUUGAGGUGUGAACACAGCAGCAUUACUUACUAGAAGCUAUAGGAGAAAAUCUGUUUCUGUUUCAACUGCCAGAGGCCACCUGCAUCCACUGGCUCAUCGUCAUUUUUUCUGGCCUAUAUUUUACUUGCCUCAAAAUAAAUAAAAGUUUAGAUUAAUUUAGAAUCUUGAUUGUAAAAUGGGAGAAGGCUCCCCUUCUCUGACUCCAAAGCUAGCAACAUAGCAUCUCUCUGACCCAGCUUUCAAUGUCACGUCUUUUUCUGACUCUAAUUUUUGAACUCUCCCUUCCACUUUUAAGGAAACUUGUGGUUACAUUGGGUCCACCUGGAUAAUCCAGGAUAAUCUGUCAGCCAAUCAGCAACCUUAAUUCUGUCUGCAAUCUUAAUUCCCCUUUGCAUGUAACAUAACAUAUUGACAGGUUCCAGGGAUUCAGAUGUAUAUAUCUUUAAAGGGAUCAUUAUUAUGCCUACCCCCUCGCUUUUGAGGGCAGUGCCCAUUCUGACCACAGAUUUAGCUAACCAGCAGGUCAUACAGUAGCAGGAGAGUAAUGUAGGUGAAAGAAAUCACUUAGAAGAAUGUUAUAAGCAUGGUGAGCAUGCUGAGCCUUGCUUAGCCAGUAAAUCCAGUAAUUAUAUUGUGAUUUAAAAAAAACCACUAAACUAGAGAUAAGACAAGGGCAUGAGUAUCAAUCGCCAUGACUUUUUUGGCCGCACAGAAAAGGUUUGGCCUUAACAUAGAUCGAUGGUUGACAAUCCAAAGUGCUGAACAGCCCUACAAGAUUCCUGCUCAAUGCCAUCCUUUUGAAAAAGAAUGGAUAGAAUGUGCAUAUGGAAUCGGUAGUAUUCAGUCAGAGAAAGAGUGCAAAAUAGAAUAUGAUGAUUUCAUAGAGUGUAUACUUCAGCAGAAAAUGAUGAGACAUAUAAGUACCAUCAGGAAGCAGUGGGAUAAGCUGAUAAAGGAAGGGAAGUACACCCCUCCACCUCACCAUGUGAGCAAGGGGGAAUCUCGGCCCUAAGCAGAGCAGCUGCUGAUGUCUGAAGGCUGAUUCUCAUGUCCUCUGUUAUCCACUGGAAAGGUUGUUUACGGAAAACCUCCUUGUCAAAGUGUGUGAAAAUAAAUGGUUGCUCCAUC